CCGAAGAAGGAUUAAAAGCAGCUAGCAAAAUCCUUGGCAGCGUGCCAGUUAUUGACGCUAUGAUACAAUCCCAACUUUCGGAACUUGCCACAGAUGUCGGAGCAUUAAAAGACGGAUUAAAUAAUGUUAAAGCCGAUUUAGAAGCCCAAGGCAAAGCCCUUAAAGGCCAAAUUGAGGGAGUAAAAUCCGAACUCGAAGGAGCCAUUCAACAACAAGGAAAAAAGUUUGAUAAAGAAAUCAAAAACUUAGAUGCCAAAAUUGCUGCUGCCCAAGGAGAAACUAAACGAGAAUUAGAAAACCAAAAAAAGGCCAUGGCUGCUCAAAAACAAGAACUAGAAAGCCAAAUUAAACAAGUAACUGAGCAACUAACUAAAGCCCAAAACGAACUAAAAAAAGAACUAGACGACUUUAAAUCCGAAGUCAACGAAAAAUUCGAACAACAAGAAAAGAAAAUCUUAGAAAACAAAAAAAGAAUCGAAGAAGAAAAACGCCAACGAGAAGCCGAAAUCAAAGAAGUCAAAGACAAAAUCAGCCAAGCCAACACCAAAAUCAACAAUCUCCAACGAGAAAAAGACGAACUCCAAGAAGACUUCCAAAAAUAUCAACACCAAACUAGUCGCAAAAUGGAAGAAGUCCAACAAGAUUUCGAGGACUACCAAGCUGAAACCGACAGCAAAUUCCGCACCCAACAGGCUAAAUACCAAGCUGAUUUAGAAGAAGCUAAAGAAGAGUUCGAAGCCAAAUCAAAAAACCUGGACACUCAACUGAAAGAUAAUCAAGAAAUUCUUACUGAACACGAGGAAGAUUUAGCCGAAGUAAAAUACCAACAAAAAAAGCAAAAUAUCCUCAAUCAAGAAAUCUACGAAAACUUACAAGAAACCAACGACCUCUUAUUCGCUCAGCAAAGAAAACUAACCCUAGUGUCCCAGCAAAUGGAAGACAUCCAAGAAGAAGUCCACCUGAGAAUGGAUAAACUCUCCACUGAAUUAGAACAAAGAACAUCACAAACUCUUACUAUCGCCCAACAGGCUAAUCAAAAAGUAGAUAAAUUAUCCCAAGAUAUGAAAAACAUGCGGGAAGACUUGGAAAAUUUGGAAGACCAAGUUCAAAAAAAUAAAGAAACAACCGAAAAGGUUCGGCAGGAAGCCAAACGAGAAAAUGAACGCUUGGAGCAAAUCAUCAAAACUCAACAAUUAUUAGACACUUCCGCGGAGGAUGCUAAAAUAAACAAAAUCCAAAAGUCUCUCGAACUCAAAGCCGAAGAAGCCAAGUUAUUAGCUACUUUGAAUCUCUUAAAAGAAACUAAAAACUUACAAGUUUUGGAAGAAAUAAAUACCGCUCAAAGAAAAGUGCUUGAACAACUCCAAGCCAUUCAAGCCGAAAUCAAGCAAGAAUUAGAUACGGUGGAAAAUGCUCCGCCCUCAGCAUCUCCCCCACCUAAGCCCUCAGUAUCUUAUAAUCUCCAAGUCAUCUCUGCUGAAAGUAAAGUCAAAAUUAAGAAAAAAGCCUUAGAGCGACAAAAACAAUCCGAAAAACAAGCCCAGCAAAAGGCUCAAUCCCAACCCACUAAAACUAAUCAGCAAUUAGUCCAGGAAGCCCAGGAAGAUACUAAACAAGCCCAAAAAGAACUAACCCAAGCCCAGGAAGAAUUACAAUCUUUACAAGUUAAACAAGAAUUCGAAGAACAAAUGGAGAAAUUGGAAGCCGAAACAACCGAAGAUAAGCAGCAAGAAAUAGUCCAACAAUGA
Molecule: messenger RNA, 1748 nt
Organism: Ambispora gerdemannii
Lineage: Eukaryota; Fungi; Glomeromycota; Glomeromycetes; Archaeosporales; Ambisporaceae
Source: the annotation of a GenBank genome assembly